This is a messenger RNA of Lindgomyces ingoldianus, 786 nucleotides long. RefSeq lists its product as uncharacterized. Lineage: Eukaryota; Fungi; Ascomycota; Dothideomycetes; Pleosporales; Lindgomycetaceae. The record is from RefSeq and is a predicted model, not a curated record. Bases 1 to 786 code for a protein of 261 amino acids. The transcript has 11 exons.
AUGCCUCAGCUCAUUCCGUGCAUCAAUGGACUAUUAGGGACGCCUAGGAAGAAUGGAGUUGAAUACUGUGUCUGUACAGAUCUCUCAUGUGUGACCGGUAAUCAAUUUGCUGGUUUUUUAAUAUCACCUUCAUGCCGAGUAAGCCUGCCAUCUCAAUGUAGCAUUUCCGAACCUUGGGUCACCUGGAAACAAGAUAGAGGCGUCAGACGGUACGGCCCCAAGCUCCGCAAAGUUACUAGGCUGCCAAUGGCUCUGACUUCCACAUGUUGUAUAAAGUUCGACCAGACUUUAUUGAUCGGGUUCAUCGGGGCGGCAACGAGGGUGCGGACAACACAAUGCCUUACCGCUUCUGUCACGGCAAUUGUCCGCUUCUUCCUCAGAUCUGCGUCUGAAAUUAGAGGCUACGGCAGGUCAGUUCCUCAAACAGCGUUUCCAUCAGGAAGUAGUACGAUUCGACUCAGGCUUUCUAGACAAGUUACGUCUCACUUAUCAUAUACUUUUGUGGAGCAAAAGUAUCAAUUGUACUACUUCCUGUUGGAAACGCUGUCCUCAAACGAAGAGCUGAGGCCUAUAGCAAUAGAAUACGGGUACCCGAAUGUACAAGUUAGCGAAAUUGGCUUCAAAAUAUAUUGUCGGGAUUAUACAAUAUCACCUGCGCAAAAUACGGAAAAGCCGUUUACUGCUAGUAUUUCACAAGAAGAGCCAGAGCGAACUGGAGCUCUGAAAUGGAAACGCCCGUUAUUUGAUGUCCUCCUGUUGGCUAAACAUGACACGUCAAUCCCCUAG